Penicillium manginii is the source of this 1431-nucleotide messenger RNA. RefSeq lists its product as uncharacterized. Lineage: Eukaryota; Fungi; Ascomycota; Eurotiomycetes; Eurotiales; Aspergillaceae. Gene Ontology annotation, cellular component: mitochondrial inner membrane; uniplex complex. The transcript has 4 exons. Bases 1 to 1431 code for a protein of 476 amino acids. Gene Ontology annotation, biological process: calcium import into the mitochondrion; mitochondrial calcium ion homeostasis. Gene Ontology annotation, molecular function: uniporter activity; calcium channel activity. The record is from RefSeq and is a predicted model, not a curated record.
AUGGCGAAGCAUAGCAGCACGACCUUUGCCCAUCUCCCCAAGAGGCCCACUGGUGAUACCCUCUCAACACAACUCCGAUCGGAUCAAGCUGGAUUGAGUGUUUCUCUACUCGCUGGGUGUCAACAAGCUCGGUACUUUAAAAAGGCAAAUUAUGUGGAAAAGAUCGGUGACAAUGAACGAACGGAGGAGUUAUUAGAAUCCUUGGAGGAGAAGCAUAGUGAAAGAAAGGCCGGCGCAUCACGGCAUGUGCUAGACAAGGACGGGAAGAGGCCUCCGAUGGACGGCCAGAAGAGGAAAUGGUCGGAGGAUAUGACAAAGGGGAAAUUGUUAACAACACCAUCCCGAUUGUUCAAGCUUAUCAUCCCUUUGACAACGGUCGACAGCCACAAUGGUGAUAAAGGAAUCGAACCAAUAGCUAUACUUGUUCAUCCCCAGCAACCGCUGUCAUACCUCGAACGACUGAUUCAGUCCGAAGUCCCUCCCAUCGAGGGAAAGCUCGAAAAGCUUCGCCCACCAGCCAUAUCCUUCAUUGCUCUCCAACACGAAGAUAACGCGAUUAAACCAAGAAAGAGGAUCGAUGAUCUUGAUACCGACGAGAAUCGGCGUGUUGCAGUGGAAAAGGAACACAGCAAUGACACCCCCGUCCAACGCCGACGCUCCCGAGAGGAAGAUGCCGAGAUCUACAGCUACCCACGCAAGACAGACAGCAGCUUGGACCCGCUAUGUGGUGAGCCAGAGCGGUUCGUUCGAUGGUCGCAAGCGACGGAGGUUGGGGACUUCAUUCGUGACGCUGCGCGGGCGGGCGAGUUCAUCGUUACCAUCGAAGGGGCACCAGCGGGCCUUGGUCAGAUCCGAGUAACGGUGCCAUCAUUCAAUGAGCGCACGUACUUUCUUCGACUGCGAAUGCGUAAGCUUGCACGCCGGAUCCAAAGUAUUGCCGAAAUCAAGACCAAAUGCGACGAGCUUGCGCAUCGUGGGGCCCAAAGAGUUGCCAUCGGUGGCUUUGGAAUCCUCUCGGUCUGGUGGUAUAGUGUCUACAAAUUGACUUUCGAGACGGAUCUAGGAUGGGACACCAUGGAGCCUGUGACCUACUUGGUCAGUUUGUCAACAUUGAUGGGUGGUUACUUGUGGUUUUUGUAUCACAACCGUGAGAUUUCAUACAAAUCUGCGCUGGACUUCACAGUCAGUACGCGUCAGCGAAAGCUAUACCAGCAGCAUAACCUCGAUCUUCAGCUCUGGGAGUCCCUGAUUGACGAGGGCAAGACGCUCAGAAGAGAGAUCAAGAGCAUUGCUGCUGAGUAUGAUGCGGAGUGGGAUGAACGGUCUGACGAACAAGAUGAGCGGGUCACAGAGGUGCUGAGGUCGAAUCGCGGCGAGAAAGACGGGAAAAAUAGGGACAAAGAUGAUAAACGUGACGAGGAUGAUGAUUAA